GGGGUGGAUUCCGAUGCAGACGAGGCGUACGCAGAUGCGUACGACACUUGGGCCGCCGGACAUGAGGCGAUCAAAACGCUUCUAUACCAGACGCUACCGGAAAUGCUGAAACUCCAGAUUAUUCCUGAGAAGAAGGCGUCCGGAGCUUGGAAGGUGGUCAUAGCUGAGUACGACAACCGUGGUGACUUCGUACAGGCUGAACUACUCCGACGGAUGCAUGCUCUCCGCUGCACUGAGGAGAAGGACCCCCGACCGAUUCUAGAUAGGCUUCAGAAGCUCAAGGCCGAGUUCACGACAGCCGACGGCAUUCUUGACGACAAGCAAUACUGUGUGCUCAUCAUCAGCUGCCUUCCAGAGUUUUAUCGCCCUGUUUUCCACCGUCACAUGGCACAUGCCCAUGCCCCUGCCCUCAAGAAAAUGGUUGAGGCCAAUAUCGUCACCGGAGUGCGACUCGAGGACUCGACC
Messenger RNA from Laetiporus sulphureus 93-53, 465 nucleotides. RefSeq lists its product as uncharacterized. NCBI's taxonomy places the organism in Eukaryota, Fungi, Basidiomycota, Agaricomycetes, Polyporales, Laetiporaceae. The record is from RefSeq and is a predicted model, not a curated record. The annotation marks the transcript as partial. The transcript is spliced from 2 exons.